Alexandromys fortis (reed vole) is the source of this 4810-nucleotide messenger RNA. RefSeq names its product cellular communication network factor 4 (gene Ccn4). Gene Ontology annotation, cellular component: extracellular matrix; extracellular region. Gene Ontology annotation, biological process: cell adhesion; signal transduction. The record is from RefSeq and is a predicted model, not a curated record. Bases 165 to 1268 code for a protein of 367 amino acids. NCBI's taxonomy places the organism in Eukaryota, Metazoa, Chordata, Mammalia, Rodentia, Cricetidae. Gene Ontology annotation, molecular function: heparin binding; integrin binding. The transcript is spliced from 5 exons.
GUUGGCCUGACGUCAGAUGUCGCUUUCAUAACCCCCCCCCCCUCGGGGGCUGAGGAAGGCUCUCCGCUGCUCUGAUGGGCCAGCCCAGUUCUGGCCCCGCUCCCCGGAGAGGCAUCUGCAUCCUCUGGGCUGAAAGGUAGCGCCUGUGCCGCUGACUUCCAGGCAUGAGGUGGCUCCUGCCCUGGACGCUGGCAGCUGUGGCAGUCCUGGUGGCGGGCAGCGUCCUGGCCACGGUCAUCUCUCCGACCCCCACAACCAUGACUUUCCCUCCAGUGCCACCGGAGGUCGCAACUUCACGCCCCGAGUUCUGCAAGUGGCCCUGUGAAUGCCCACAGUCUCCACCUCGCUGCCCACUGGGUGUCAGCCUUAUCACAGACGGCUGUGAAUGCUGUAAGAUCUGUGCCCAGCAGCUCGGGGACAACUGCACAGAGGCUGCCAUCUGUGACCCGCACCGGGGCCUCUACUGCGAUUACAGUGGGGACUGGCCGAGGUACGCAAUAGGAGUGUGUGCACAGGUGGUCGGUGUGGGCUGCGUCCUGGAUGGCGUGCGUUACACCAAUGGCGAGUCCUUCCAGCCCAACUGCAGGUAUAACUGCACGUGCAUUGAUGGCACAGUGGGCUGCACACCACUGUGCCUCAGCCCCAGGCCCCCGCGCCUCUGGUGCCGACAACCCCGGCAUGUGAGGGUGCCUGGCCAGUGCUGUGAGCAAUGGGUAUGCGACGAUGACGCAAGGAGGCCACGCCAGACAGCACUGCUGGACACCAGAGCCUUUGCAGCUUCAGGCACAGUGGAGCAAUGGCACGGGAACUGCAUAGCCUACACCAGCCCCUGGAGUCCUUGCUCAACCACCUGUGGUCUAGGAAUCUCAACUCGGAUCUCUAACGUCAAUGCCCGGUGCUGGCCGGAGCAGGAAAGUCGCCUCUGCAAUCUCCGGCCGUGUGAAGUGGACAUCCAUCCAUACAUCAAGGCUGGGAAGAAGUGUCUGGCUGUGUACCAGCCAGAGGAGCCCAUGAACUUCACUCUCGGGGGCUGUGUUAGCACCCGCACCUACCGACCCAAGUACUGUGGAGUCUGCACUGACAACAGGUGCUGUAUCCCCUACAAGUCCAAGACCAUCAGUGUCACAUUCCAGUGUCCAGAGGGGCCGAGUUUCUCACGUCAGGUCCUAUGGAUCAAUGCUUGCUUCUGCAACCUGAGCUGCAGGAAUCCAAAUGAUAUCUUUGCGGACUUGGACUCUUACCCUGACUUCUCAGAGAUUGCCAAUUAGGUAGGUGUGUGGCUCGGGGUAAAAGCCCCAUGUUUACAAAGCAUCCAGUCUCUGUGACCCAGGACUUCACAAGUGAGUCUUAUUCCAUCUACUUCCUACUCAAUUCUAUAUUCCCUGAACCUGACCAUUUGCCUGUGUUCCUAUUUUGACCAUCCUAUUGGCCCAGAAGAGCAUCGCUCAGACUCAGACAAUGCGUCCUUCCUUGGGGAUAGUCUAUAUCACUCCAAAGGAAACACAUCUAACACAUCUCUGACUGUUCAACAUGAAUCCCAAGCCUGACCCAGCCUGUCCGGUUCCAGCCUGGUCAAGUUGUCAGAAAUCGUGAUGGAGCUACCCAAGGAACAGAGUCAGCUGAAGAGCCAACAUCAAAGGCUCCUUCUUCAGAUGCCAAACCUGAUGAUGUUAGGAUCCUUUCAGAUAGAUGGAUGGGAUGGGAGACACAGGAAUAAGCUAUUAUUUGGGCCUUGCCAAAUGAUACUAUCAAAGGCAUUUUUGCCUGCAACACACCAAAGAACUUUGUACCACCAAGUCACCAAACAUUUUCCAGGUGAGGUCAAGGGUUGUGUCCUUUAUCUUUGCAAUAGAAAGUCAUUUCCAUUAAUCUGGGCAUAACUGAGGAUACAUUUCACUUCUCCCUGUAGUGUGAAGAGCUCAAAUUGGGUUCAUGUUAACCAGAACUGUAAUUUGAGAAAUUUUAUUUUGCCCAUCCUGUAGAGAUGGGACAAGGACAGCCAGUCUCACAGAUCAUAGCUGAUCAGGUCAUUGAAUCUGCAGCUGACCAAGUUCUUAGGGCAAUUAGCCAACUCUUUCCAACAUCUGGGCCUCUCUUGCCCUGAGGCUCCUGGGAGUUAGUAGGGAUCUUGGGAUGACCUGUCGGAUGUCUCAACAGCACCCUAAAACAGUGGGAUAGUUGGGAAGAUGCCCUCAUUGGGCUUGGAAGAUUCUUUUGAAGUUCAGAUCAGACCUAGCAGGAUGUAUGUAUCAAACAAAUAAGUAGGUCACCCUUCACUGCUCUGGGUGGCUUCUGGCAGGAGUGAUGAGGCCACAAUAGUCCCUGGCCCAUGAUGCAUCUCUUCUGCUUUAGUGAGCUACUUCAUAGUUUUAGUGGCUCAGUUUAUAGCCUUAGACAGAAGUUGACCACCUGUUUAGAAAUGGAAAUCUAUUUAACGGAGGUAAAAGCCAAAGAGUUUGUAAUUUGAAGAAAGAGAUUUCUCCUAUGUGAUAAUAAUGUUACUGUUUAUUUUAGCAGUAGAGUGUGAGAUUUUUCUGUCGUCAUUGGUUUACUGGGUUUGUUGUAUGCACUACCCUUUGUCUAUGAGAUUUGCCACAUCCUUGCUCGGUGGAGCUUUGUGAUAACAUUGAGGUGUUCCCUUCCUAAGUUCUGCUCUUGAAACUGUGAAAUGGAAGCCCAAAGAAGAAAGUCAACCAAAAUCACCCAUCUGGAGAUUCACAUCCCAGAUAUAUUAACUUCCUAAUUCAUAUUUCCUCUUUGCUUCAGAACCUUCCAAACAAGUCAGGAUGGGAAAGGCAACUGAAAUCAGCAGCUUGUCCUUCUCAGUUUGGCCCUUAAUAUUGCCUCUCUAGCUCCUCUCCCACAAGAGGGGAGUGUUUAAGUAUUAAGCAUCCAAACUAAAUGAGACAGGAAAAGGCAUGCACAUCUCCCAUGGCUCCUCCUACCUUGAAAUCAGAACCAGCUCACAAUAUGCAUUUGUAAGAUGGUUCUGUUUGCCCAGCACCAUAUGUGCUGUGGUGGGAAGAUGCCUGUGGGAGAACUAUACACAACACACAAAUGAAUUCUUAAAUAGAAAAGGGAACUUGCGAUUUCCCCUCCUUCUAGUAACCUCCCAAAGACCUGGCCUUGUGCAAGGCAAACAGUGGUGCUCAACAUGUAUUUAAGGAAAAAAAAUACAUUAUAUUUACACUCCUACUUUUCCUCAGAAACACUCUUCUUCCAAGAACUCAUCUUACCAGUGAAAAUCCUCCAUUAAAGGUGGCUUAGUACCUUGAAUACAUGUAUGUUCAUAUGUGUACAAGAGCUUGCAUGUAAAUAUAUGCUACCCUGGGGAUUAUCACUUAUGUAAGUUCUUUGUGGAUCAUGUUAGAUAUUUUUUUAGCUUGGAAAAAAAUCUGUCUUAAUAUCUAAUUCUGAAAGAGCUUCCAUAGGAGCUGUAAGUUGGGGUCUUACCAGGUAUCCUUCCUAUUUGGGGGAAUUGAGCCUAACAUCUUUGAUCAAAGGGGGCUCAGUUAGAGGAGUUAGGGUGAUCUUGGGACUAGAAAGGAGGGAUGGCCGAAGUAGCUCAGCAAUUAUUGGUUUUGAGAAAUGAACCUGGCCUAUAUGAGGAUCAGAAGAACUGUCUUAGAACCAAGAACUAAAGUCCCAAGGAAGAAGACAUGGAUGCAAUAUUAAGACUUUCUUUUUAAUGGUUAAAAACAGCCUGUAAUGGUGUGGCCUGAUUCAAGGAAAGUUAAGAAUAGCAAGUACAGUUUAAGAAAAAAAUAAGUCCAUUUAUUGAUAGCUUAUUUGGUGCUAAGCACCGUGGUGCCUUUUAUCAGGUUAUCAAUUAGAGCUGUGCUCAGAACACAACCUUUCUCCAUUUGAUAAACAAAAGCUCUGGAACUCAAAGGGACUGGGGAGCUGAGGCCCAGAUCCACACUUACUCCACCCCAGCGUAGGAGGAGAUCUAAACAGAACCUAAGAGACUGAUACUGGAGGCUCAUAUAAGCAAGGCCUUAGAUCCUCACCCUCCCCCACAAUGCUUAGAGGCAAAGAAAAGAGCAAUGAGAAGGCGCUAACCAUCUGUGAAGAAAUUCACUGUGGCACCCUGAGUGAACUUCUUGAGUGUGCUGAGAAAGAGAGAGAGAGAGGAGAGCGAGGAGAAGUGUGGAACAUGCAUCAACCAAGACCACUACUCCAUGCUUUACUGACAUAGCCCACUUAAUCCUUUCAGUGAGCCCAGGAGUUAUGCCUUUACCCUGCCCAUUUUAGGAUUGAGACGGCAAGAUCUUUAGAAGUUAAGUAAUUUACUCAAGUUCUUAUCAACCAGGGCACUAUAGACAAGCUCCGAAGCCCAAGAUCAUGUGACACCCAUGCCAUCUCCCAUGAUACUCACACUCAGACUACUUACCUGUCCCCCAACCAAAGGCUCCAGAGUCACAAGAGGGGAUUCACAGACCCGGUGCUGAAAUUCUAAUUUUGAGGUGAUUGGAGAUUGAUCAAAGAAAGUAAUUUCAAAUGAUCUGAUUGUCUGUAAUCACCCUAAUUGAUUUUGGAUGCUGUACACAUGGAGGUUGUGGAGAACAUCACAAUCUCUGACUAUGGUGUUGACUCAUGUCAUUUCUUUUUAAAGACUUGUGUUUGGCUGGGUGCUGAUGGUGCAAUGCCUUUAAUCCAAGCACUCGAGAGGCAAAGAUAGGCAGAUCUCUGUGAGUCUGAGGUCAGCCUGGUCUACAGAGUUAGUUCCAGGGCAGGCUCUAAAGCUACAGAGAAACCCUGUCUCGAAAAACCAAAUAAAUAAAAUAAAAAAAGACUUCUUUUUUUUUUU